AUGAGAAAGUUCGUUCAUCACCUUUGCACCCUUGCUACUGUAAAUUAUUCACAGCUGCCCAAUUUGGACUUUAAGUGGCCAUUUGACUCAUCAACUCCUCCAAGGAAGGUCCGUUGCUGGGCUGUGAAGGAGGCUGUUGUUGAGCUUGAUUUUGCUGUGCAGAUUGCUGCUGUCUCAAGGGAGGGGGCAAGUACUUUAGUUGUUGUUGCUGUUGCUGCACAGGGUGGUGUAUUGACUGGUGGUAUGAAGGAUGUGGAGACUGUUGUGGAUAAGCAUACUUCUGAUGUUGUGGUUGUGGAGCUUUGUACUUAUAAGAGGAACUUGAAGAAGAGGAAAGUCCAGACAGUUUCAUCCUUGUCCCAAUCUAGCCUUCCACAGAAAUCCGGUGAUCCAGGAACUUUCUCCAUUCCCUGCACAAUUAGAAAGUCCUCUUUUGCUGAUGCUUUACUGGAUUUGGGAGCUUCUAUCAAUGUUAUGCCAUCAGCUGAUGAGAACUCGACUUUAAUUCUGGGUAGACCAUUCUUGAUGACUACAAAGACCAAGAUUGAUGUCCAUACAGGCACACUGUCCAUGGAGUUUGGAGAUGACACAGUUCACUUCAAUAUCUUUGAUGCCAUGAGACAUCCAGCUGAGAGCCAUUCAAUGCUUUCUGAGUGUUCUGAUUUUUCUAUUUUUCUAGUUGAUGUAUUGGAUAGAAAUGUUAUUUUUUAUUCUAAUAUUGAUGUCAUAGAUUUUGAUAUUGCUAUAGAUGUUGUUGAUGUAAAUGUAGAUGUAGAUGUAGAUUUGAAUUCAGAUUUUGAUUCGUCUCAGUUUUCAUAUUUAGAUUUGGAUUUAGAUGUUUUACCAGGCUACACCUGUGAUAAUGACAUUUGUUCCAUUUGUGAUGAGAUUAAUACUGCCAUAUCUUCUGUUGUUUUACCUUCCAUUGCAGGUGCAGAUCCAAAUUCUAUGAUAUCCAUGGCUGCUGUUGCCCCACAACCUCCAUUAUCAAUUAUUCAGCAGCCACUUUCAUUGGAGUUGAGUCCUCUGCCAAAGCACCUUACAUAUGCUAAUCUGGAUGCAGAGCAGAGGAUUCACUUGGAGGAUGAGUCUAGGCCAGUGAGACAGCCCCAAAGAAGACUCAAUCCUACCAUUCUGGAUGCAGUGAAGAAGGAGAUUCAUAUUGCUCCUGAGGACCAACACAAGACCACUUUCACCUAUCCUUUCGACACUUUUUCCUAUAAAAGGAUGUCAUUCAGCCUAUGCAAUGCACCUGCUACUUUUCAAAGCUUAACCAGGGUGUUAGAAAGAUGUGUUGAAACUAACCUUGUGCUUAAUUAUGAGAAAUGCCACUUUAUGGCGUUUGAGGAGUUGAGGAGGAGACUCACCAUAGCACCUAUCAUGCAGCGACCAGAUUGGGAGCUCCCCUUUGAGUUGAUGUGUGACGCCUCCAACUUUGCACUAGGAGCUGUAUUAUCUCAGAGAGUUGGUAAAUUUCUCCACGUUAUUGCUUAUGCCUCUAGAACUCUUGAUGCAACUCAGAUAAAUUAUACCACCACUAAGAAGGAGCUGUUGGCUAUUGUAUUUGCAUUAGAUAAAUUUCGUUCUGAUCACUUGAGUCAUAUUGAAGGGACUGUUGACCCUUUACCUAUCCGUGAUAGCUUUCCUGAUGAUUAUUUAUUUGCUCUGAAUUCUAUAGAUUUUGUACCCUGGUUUGCUGAUAUUGUGAAUUAUUUGGUUACUUCUGUUGUAUCUCCUGAUGCAUAUAGAUCCCAGGUUGAUAAACUAAAAAGUAAUGCUAAAUAUUAUGUCUGGGAUGAUCCAUAUCUGAGGCCAUUUUGGACCGCAGAGGACAGUCAGGAGAGUAUUGGACAGAGGAUGCCUCAACAGGACAGUCAGAAGGCAGGAGGGACUAUUACCAGGAGACAUGAGAUGCCUCAACAGCCCAUUAUUUUUUGUGAGGUCUUUGAUGUUUGGGGCAUCGAUUUUAUGGGUCAUUUUCCUAUUUCUACUGGAUAUUCUUACAUAUUGCUUGCUGUUGAUUAUGUGUUCAGUGUGCCUAAGGCUAUCAUCAGUGACCAGGGGAGUCACUUCUGUAACAGGACCAUUGCAGCAUUGUUCCAGAAGUAUGGGUCUGAAAUUGAAAGGAAGUUCCAACUUCAGGAGCUUGAUGAAAUACGCUUGCAAGCCUAUGAGAAUUCUAGAUUGUAUAAAGAGAAAGUUAGGAGAUUUCAUGAUACACAUAUUCUGAUGAAAGAGUUCUUUGUAGGCCAAAAAGUGUUAUUGUUUAAUUCUCGGUCGAAAUUGAUUGCAGUUGAGAUUCAGGAUGAAGCUACCGGCAGGACUUUUAAAGUCAAUGGUCAUCAGCUAAAACUAUUCCAGGAGAGCAGACCAGUGGAGCCAGCUCAGAACAUAGUUGAUCUAUCCUUAGUGGAGCCUACUUUGAUGGAAGAUGUGUCUACAUAG
Molecule: messenger RNA, 2445 nt
Organism: Abrus precatorius (Indian licorice)
Lineage: Eukaryota; Viridiplantae; Streptophyta; Magnoliopsida; Fabales; Fabaceae
Exons: 13
Coding region: 1-2445 (814 amino acids)
Molecular function (GO): nucleic acid binding
Source: RefSeq, a predicted model, not a curated record